Messenger RNA from Metopolophium dirhodum (rose-grain aphid), 5940 nucleotides. RefSeq lists its product as uncharacterized. The record is from RefSeq and is a predicted model, not a curated record. Bases 143 to 3826 code for a protein of 1227 amino acids. The transcript is spliced from 25 exons. Gene Ontology annotation, molecular function: protein binding; serine-type endopeptidase activity. NCBI's taxonomy places the organism in Eukaryota, Metazoa, Arthropoda, Insecta, Hemiptera, Aphididae. Gene Ontology annotation, biological process: proteolysis.
AUAAGUCCCGAGUCAAGAACUCUAGUGUUGUAAACUUGUAUUUUGUAGGUCUCGUCUCUUACAUAAUGAAAUCUGAUUGAGUAAAAAAUUAACACUACAGAUAUUCUCAGCGUUUUGAUAUAGACUCAGCUAAACAUUGACAAUGAAGGUGACGUAUUCCUGGAUCAUAUAUUCAAGUUUAAUUUUCGGAACCCGCAUCCUGUCUCAAAAAUACCAUGGAUUUCAUUUAUCGCCUAUAAGCACUAUACCAGAUAUCAAUGAUGAAAUGUAUAAUUGUUCCAAUGGAGAACCUAUCUUAUGGAGUUCGAUUUGUGAUGGUUUUGAGAAUUGUUCAGAUGGUUCAGAUGAGACCAAAGAGUUGUGUGCUCUAUUCGAGUUUGAAACAAAUAUGACCAUGGAUUGUGGUAGAGUGCAUAAUAUGAAAAACAAAGUAAAACCCGAUGAAGCUCAUCAAUCAAUAACUGAAUUAGCACCUUGGACAGUUGCUGUGUAUAAAAAGAAUGAAGAUUCCAAAUUUGAUUUUAUUUGUCCUGGAUCGAUGAUUUCUCUGAAUAUAGUAAUUUCUGGGUUUUUUCUGCAUUUAGAUGGGCAAUUUGAUCUAUUUAAAAUUGGUCCUAUGGUUGUUCCUAAGUUGUUGGCAGAUUUUAAACUAUUAAUCAAUGUAACAAUGAUUUACUCGGUUGAAGAUGAUUUGCGUGAUAGAUUUCAUUUGGACACUUAUAGGAUAAACACUAUAGAAGUUAUUGUCUUAGCAAACAAACUUCCGUUAAGUAAUGGAUUUGGAUUUACGCCUAUUUGUAUCGAUUGGUUUAGUAAUUAUGACAUACGGAAGGAAACUCAAAUGAGGACUAUUAGUUAUAAAUAUAUUGAAGACAAAAAGGAGGUUAAAGUAGUACAAUAUUUCACAAAUUACACAACGGAGAAUGAAAAGGAGAUUUAUAUCAAAUUUAAUACAGAAAAUGAUCCACAUAUAAUUGAUGUAUUUCUAGGAUCAGGCUUAGGUAUUUUAAACUCUAAUAGUUAUUUUUUAACCGGGAUAGUUAUGAGUUGGUCUCCUAGAAACCAUAAAAGUGAAGUCUAUACAAUGCAAUUUACAAACAUAAUACACUAUGUUCCAUUGAUACGUGGUAUUUUUAACAAACAUGUCACAGUGAAUUCAUGCGUUUUACCAACUGUUGAAGGAGUUAUUUAUUCUUAUGAAGGUUCUGAUGAAAUAUUAUCUCACGGGACAUUAAUUGAUCGUCACGUUAAUAUUAUUGAGAAUUGUGAAGUUGGAUAUCAUAAGGCUUUUCGCUAUGGUUUUAGGUUUUGUCUAGGAAAAGGAAAAUGGUUAUCGAGUUCUGAUAAAUUGUGUUUCAAAAUGUGUCCACCUCUAGAGUCAGAUAGUAUAGAUAUUAUAUGUACUUAUAAUGGGAAGUAUGCUAAUUGUACAAAUCCAUCCAUACCCGAUACAAUAGCAAUACCAUUAUGUAAGCCUUCAUAUACCGCACAAAAUGGACACGAAGAGGAACCACUUGAAUUACUUUGCCAGCCCAAUGGAGCGUGGAAUAAUGAACUGUAUAGAUGCAAUCCAAGAACCAGCGACCUGUGUGACAGAAAAUUUGCAAAACGACCAGCUGUAUCACCUAAAUCAAAGUUGGUGACUGUAGUACAAACACAUUUUAUGAACACUUAUGAUAAGUAUAACUGUUCAAAUGGAGAAACUAUCGAAUGGUCGUGGCUUUGUGAUGGUUAUGAGGAUUGUUUAGAUGGUUCAGAUGAGAUCAAAGAGUUGUGUGCUCUAUUCGAGUUUGAAACAAAUAUGACCAUGGAUUGUGGUAGAGUGCAUAAUAUGAAAAACAAAGUAAAACCCGAUGAAGCUCAUCAAUCAAUAACUGAAUUAGCACCUUGGACUGUUGCUGUGUAUAAAAAGAAUGCAGAUUCCAAAUUUGAUUUUAUUCAUCCCGGAUCGAUCAUUGCUCCAAAUAUAGUAAUUUCUUUUAGUUAUUAUUUUCGGGAUAUCUGUAAGACGUAUGAACCAAUGGACGACUCAAAAUUGAAUCUAUUCAAAAUUGGUCCUAUGACUCCUUUGGUAAACUUGUUGGAAGAUUAUAAACUGUUAAUCAAUGUAACAAUGAUUUACUCGACUGCAGAUACUAUUAAUUAUAGAUAUGGUAAUGAUGCGGAAAAAACUAUAUCAGUAAUUGUGUUAGCAAACAAACUUCCGUUAAGUAAUGGAUUUGCGCCUAUAUGUAUCGAUUGGUUUAAUAAAUAUGAUAUACGGAAGAAAACUCAAAUGAGGAUUAUUGGUUGGAAUCAUAAUGGUGGUAACAAGGAGGUUAAAGUAGUACAAUAUUUUACACAUUACAGAAUGGCGAAUGAUGAGAUUGAUAAGACGUUUGUUAUCACAUUUAAUACAAAUCAACAUAUAAAUGGAGUAUUUUUAGGAUCAGGCUUAGGUAUUUCAUACAGUAAUAGUUAUUUUUUAACCGGGAUAGUUUGGAACUGGUCAAACGGAAACAAUUUGAGUGAAGUCCAUACGAUGCAAUUUGCAGACAUAAAACACUAUGUUCCAUGGAUACGUGGAAUCUUAAACAAACAUGUCACAGUGAAUUCAUGCGUUUUACCAACUGUUGAAGGAGUUAUUUAUUCUUAUGAAGGUUCUGAUGAAAUAUUAUCUCACGGGACAUUAGUUGAUCGCCACGUUAAUAUUAUUGAGAAUUGUGAAGUUGGAUAUCAUAAGGCUUUUCGCUAUGGUUUUAGGUUUUGUUUAGGAAAAGGAAAAUGGUUAUCGAGUUCUGAUAAAUUGUGUUUCAAAAUGUGUCCACCUCUAGAGUCAGAUAGCUUAUAUAUUGAAUGUUUUCAUAAUGGGAAGUAUGCUAAUUGUACAAAUCCAUCCAAACCCGAAACAAUAGCAAAACCAUCAUGCAAGCCAUUAUAUACCGCACCAAAUGGACUCGAAAAGGAACCACUAGAAUUACUUUGCAUGCCCAAUGGAGCGUGGAAUAAAGGACUGUAUAGAUGCAAUCCAAGUUGCGGUAAGAAUUAUACUAUAAACGAUGGAAUUAUUAUGGGUGGUGGAUCAGCAUCUGCUGGAACGGCACCGUGGAAUGUUGGUGUAUAUCAAUUCAAUAAAACAAUAUCCAAUGAUUAUGAUUUGAUUUGUGGAGGAUCGAUUAUUUCCCCAAAUUUGGUCGUUUCUGCGGCUCAUUGUUUUUGGGAAAAAGGUAUGCUAUCUCAUAAAAUAUCAGUUAACGACGGUCAGUACAAAAUUGCUGUUGGAAAAUAUUCAAUAAAUAUUACAAAAAUUGACAAUGAAUUAUUUACGAAAAUAAUGAAUGUGGAAUCUGUUCAUCUUCAUGAGAAUUAUCGUGGAUAUGCCUGGUUUCAUGCUGAUGAUAUAUCUAUUGUUGUGUUAGAAAACACAAUAUCUUUUAGUAUUGGUGUUUCGCCGGUCUGUGUCGAUUGGAUGAGUAUAAAUACUAUAAGAAAUGGAGAUAAAGGAAAGAUUGUUGGUUGGGGAAAAACGGAGAAAGGCAUUGCCAGUCCUAUUUUAUUGGAAGCAUCUUUGCCAUACAUUGACCAUAGAACUUGCCGGGAAAUGUAUAAAAACGGAUUUGAAUUAUAUGUGACUAAAGAUAAAUUUUGUGCCGGUUCUGAAUUGGGACAAGGAGUGAAUAGUGGUGAUAGCGGUGCAGGCUUAAGCUUUUUACAUUCGAAUUUGUAUUAUUUAACCGGAGUAGCGAGUGUCAAGGAUCCAAAUACAAAUAAUUCAAUCGCAGUUUUUACAGAAGUAAAGCACCACAUUCAAUGGAUUAAUAAACUGUAUAACAAUAGAACAUUAUAACAAUAAUUAUAAACAUAAUUAUUAAAAAUAUACUACAAACUAUAAUGUAAUAUAUUAUAAGCUAUUAAAAUAAUUUAGUCCAAUAUGUUUCAAUUGAAAUCUAUAUUUGUAUACAUAGUUUGUUACUUAUAUGUAACAAUUUUCAACAGUUCAUACUAGUAUUCAUUUAAACUAAUCAUAAUAGGUACGUAUUUAAUUAUACAUAAUAUGUAGUACCAAAUCAUUAAAAAGAUUAAAAUUGACACAUAUUCAAUUCGUACAGUUUUCAGCAUUAUACAUUAAUGGUUUCAUAAUAUUAUUACAAGGUAUUGUGCAUUUAAUUUGAAAUAAUUUCUUGUAUUAUUAUUAUUUUUUAUCAACUGUAUUGACAUAGCUUUGUUAACGACUAACAUAUUUGAGUACACAAUCGUAGCUGUAAUGUGCGGAGCACGUCGACCUAUAUAUGUAGUGAUGCCCCGCGUUUUACGCCGGGGUGCCGGACAAGAGCUACGCUGUAACGAGCGUAACAGUGUUGUGUUCUGAAGGACAUCUCCAUUUUCCACAAAAAACGUAUCCUUUCCAUUUAGGCCGAUUCACUUUUCGGCCAAAACCAAAAGUUCAAUAAUAACUAAUAUCUUUAUGUCGUUAUGUUAUAUACUUAUAGAAAAUUAUUAAAUAUUUAUUACACCCAAGUUUGCAUAAAAAAGUAUAUUGUGUGACAAGGGCGAGAUGUGAGCUAUUUCAGUCACCGACAAGUUUAUAUUGUGAAGCUGUUUCAGUCGCCCAAGACCGAAAUUGCCUUCUCACACGAGCCACGCGUAUUAUUUUUUUGUCACGCCUCUGCGUUCAUCGAUCACGGCAAUGGUAAUGCAACAACCAGACUAUUCUACGAAAACAAUUUCAUGAAAAAAACUACCUAUUAGGUUUUAUUUAUUUUAAGCGUCUUACGCGGAGGUUUUAAUUUGAAUAUAAGAUGUACCUAACCAAAAGUUUAUGUUUUGUAAGGACCGUGGUAUAGAUUUCAGUGUCUGGUUGUGAAGGGGUACGCGUGACAAUGUGCGCGCCCAGCAGUUUUGGGGAUAUCUAUUUUACCAUCCGGCCCUUUUGUGUAUUUAUCGCUUUCCAACGCUUUCAACCGUCAUUGAAAACUAAACUUUCGGUGCAUGCGUAUGGAAAAAAAUAUAUAAAUAAAUAAAAUGAAAUUUUUGUCAAUAAUUAUUAAACAUAAUAGUAAUAUGGGUAUAAUGUAUUGAAAAGGUGGGCAAGUGGAUGUCGAUACCAGUUUUUAUUAUAAUAAUGAUAGUUUCUGGUGCUACAUUCAGAAAGUAUUGAUAUAAAUUGUCAUAUUCCAAUUCUGACUUACGUAAUAUUAUAUCGUCGGCUUCCUACCAAAACUCGAUAACGGCAAAAUAGUAAUUGUUCAGUAAACGACUUUGAAGUUUUUAAAAAAGUACAUUUUUGGUCUCAACCCCAAAAAAUCUUUAACCCGUCAGUGGUUGCGAUGUGACCGUGGCGCUCACCUCGUUAGUAUUUUGAGAGCCACAAAUUUAUUUAUUACUUAAUUAAUCUGAUACUCCUAUACCUUCAGUUGAAAUAUGUUUAAAUAUACUUUUGCAAAUAUAAUAAUUUUAUAGAUAAUUCUCGAUUAGAUAUCGACAUGCAAUGUUGUUAGUAAUAUUCAUAAAUUGAGCAUUGCACUCACUCAAUAGACCUAAUACUAUUUCGUAAGCUCAGACAGUUAGGCCUAUUUUUAAGGAGCACACAAUAUUCAUAUGCAUACUGUAUAAUAAUCAGCAAAAUAUUCCAGACCACUAGGGCCAAGUUGAAUGAUAAUAAUUAUAUUAUGUAUAAAAAAUUAUAAAUUAAUUUUUAGUAGUAAACAAUUUAUAAUUAAGAAAAAUUGUAAGAACAUUUUUGUAAAAGAUUAAAAUAUAAAUAAUUUGUUGUUGGUUUCAAUAUUGUAUGUUCAUUGUAUAAUAAAUAAUGAUGAAAAAACAACGAGGUGAGCGCAGCGCUCACUCAAUACCAAUGGUGGGACUCUGCAUAGCGAUACCAACGACGGGUUAAUUUUUAAGGUAUUUACAUUUUUUUUUAUAAUAAAAACUGCUUGUAUUACUGCAUUAAAAUAUAUUGGA